CAUUAAUUUCGUGAAAAGUAUAAAAGCUCAUUUCUGAGAGAGAGAGGACAUUCGAACAGCAGAGCUGUCAAGAUGGCUAGGCCUGUUUUUGUCUUCGCAUUGGUCGUCGCUGCAGUUGUGCCUUUUAUCUUAGCUGAUGAGUCAGUUUCUGAUGACAAGUCAAGCGAAGAUUGGGGUCAUGGCUACCCCCCGUUAUCCGCCAUAAAAAUCAUCAACAAAGGCUAUUACCCUGGAUACAAAUGCAUUGGCUUACCAAGUGGCCCCUACUAUCAAUACAAGCCCCAUCUUUGCUGGAAACUUGGAUACCGCAACCCAUACUGGAAGAUCUCUAGAUAUGGAGCAAUUUCCGGAUACAGGUGCACCAAAAUCUGGGGUCACUCUCACCUCUGUGUUAGCGCCGCAGCCGGCUAUUAUUUGAAGUGGUACAAAUAUGGACUGAGCCACAAGCACUGCAAAUACUGCAUUGGAGGACGCCCAUGGGGAUAUCUCUGCAGUCACUGCGGAAUCUCUGGACCAAGAGGACCCCCAGGACCAAGAGGACCACGUGGACCAAGAGGAUUUCCCGGCAGAAAGGGACAAAAAGGACAACGAGGACCAAGAGGACCACAAGGCCCUAGGGGUCCAAGAGGCCCGAGAGGACCAAGAGGCCCACGUGGACCAAGAGGAUUCCGUGGACCACGAGGAUUCCCUGGACAAAAAGGACAAAAAGGAAUGAAGGGAAAGACAGGCGCAAGAGGUCCAAGAGGGCCGAGAGGACCAAGAGGUUUUAGAGGACCACCUGGUCCCCGAGGACCACGUGGAUUGAAAGGAAUGAAAGGACAAAAGGGAAUGAAAGGAAAUACUGGACCACGUGGACCAAGAGGAUUCCGUGGCCCUAGGGGACCACGAGGGCCAAGAGGAUUCCGUGGCCUACGAGGACCAAGGGGAUACCCAGGACGACCAGGCGCCAAGGGACAAAAGGGUCAAAAAGGAGCAAGAGGACCAAGGGGAUUCAGUGGACCACGUGGACUAAGAGGACCAAGAGGACCACGCGGACCAAGAGGCUUCCCUGGCCGCCCAGGAGCACCCGGACAAAAAGGACAAAAGGGACAGAAGGGCGCUAGAGGACCAAGGGGACUACGAGGGCCACGUGGGCCAAGAGGACUAAGAGGACUCCGUGGACCAAGAGGACCACGUGGAUUAAGAGGACCCAGAGGACCUCGCGGACCAAGAGGGCUACGAGGACCAAGAGGACCACGAGGACCCCGGGGACUUCGCGGACCAAGAGGACCACGAGGACCAAGAGGACUACAAGGACCACGGGGACUUCGCGGACCAAGAGGACCAAGAGGACCACGAGGACCACGAGGACCAAGAGGAUUAAGAGGCCUGCGCGGACCAAGAGGUUUCCCAGGACAAAAGGGACAGAAGGGAAUGAAAGGUGCACCAGGUCCCCGUGGACCAAGAGGAUUCCGUGGACCAAGAGGACCAAGAGGUUUGAGAGGACCAAGAGGACCCCGUGGACCAAGAGGACCACGUGGCCUCAGAGGACCAAGAGGAUUCCCUGGACAAAAAGGAAUGAAGGGACAGAAGGGAGCGCCAGGACCAAGAGGACCAAGAGGUCCACGAGGUCCACGAGGAUUCAGAGGCCCACGUGGAUUGAGAGGACCAAGAGGACCAAGGGGACCAAGAGGUCUUCGUGGACCACGUGGUUUCACAGGACCAAGAGGACCAAGAGGGCCACGCGGAAUUAGAGGACCAAGAGGACCACGAGGACUACGUGGACCAAGAGGACUACGCGGACCUAGAGGACCACGUGGACCUAGAGGAUUCACAGGACCAGCCGGCCCACCCAGCAACUCAAUCCUUGCCUGCACAUUUGUAUCAUCAGCCGGAUCUGUGGCAAUUUGCCCGGUCGGUACUCAGGCUACUGGUUGCAGCUGCGGUAACGGAUGUGCUUUUAAAGUUAUUGGUGGAAGGAAAUGCAUCUGCCAAUGUAAACACGGAUACAAAUACCCAACAUACCACCGCACUACCGGAGCUGUAUGCUGUCGUGUGCGCAACAUUCCGGGUCCAAUUUACCCCAAGAAGUAUUAAACCGACCGGACAAUUCUUAGACCGUAUUCCUUUAAAUUGAACUAACAAUCCGGACUUUAAAUUAUUACAUGCAGGCAUGUUAUUUAUUUAUUGUUGUAUAAAUUUAGCUUGAAUUUGAAAUUUCACAAAUCUAAUCUUUGUCUAACCAAUUUGUUCUGUCGUUGUUGUUCUGGUCUUGCUAGGCCCAUGGCUAGGCCGGGGAAAUUUUGCAUCAUUCGGUUUGUAACUAUCUAAACAUGGCGUACUAAGAAUACAGCAUUACAUGGAGUAUUAGUGUUGCCAUAAUGUCGCAAAGAGACGGUUGAAAACCUGGAGUUUAUUUGCAUGGGAUAAAACAUAACAAGGAUUACAUUUCUCUGACGAAUAGUAUUUUGAGGCCUGAAAGUAGAGCUUAAAACCCUAAAGACAUUAAAAAAUAGAGCCCUGUGAAAAAUGAUAAGUUGAUCGUGGAAAUCUUAUAGGUGAACGGCAACCCUUUAUGCCCUACAACUUUCCCUGCAAAAUUUCCUUUGCGAACCUUAACAAGGAAGCGAGCAACAAAUUGCUCUCUUUACAAAUACAAAAUUUUUCAUAGCAACAACUUUAGAUUCGUUCUAAAUGAUGCAAAUUUCGCUCUUCCUACAUUACAUGCGUGUCUUCCAUAAUAUUUCGUUCCCUUCACCCUUAGUUUGUAUUCUAAUGACGUGUACUAAUGUACUAAUAAAGCUGUAGAUGAAAAGAUUGUUUCAUUUCUUGAAAUCUUUA
This is a messenger RNA of Rhopilema esculentum, 2820 nucleotides long. RefSeq lists its product as uncharacterized. The record is from RefSeq and is a predicted model, not a curated record. Gene Ontology annotation, cellular component: extracellular region; extracellular matrix. Lineage: Eukaryota; Metazoa; Cnidaria; Scyphozoa; Rhizostomeae; Rhizostomatidae. Gene Ontology annotation, molecular function: hormone activity.